AUGGAGCGCGUCGACGGCUCGAGUCGGGCGUCGACCUCGGGAUUUCCCGCGUCGGCGACGAGCGCGGUGAUCGUGAGCGCGGCGUUGAUCAUCGCGGGGGUGGUGACGGGCGAUGGGACGCUGGGACGGGGUGGAUUGGCGAGCGGCGCGGCGACGACGGCGGCGGGCGAGGCGUGGCGGGAGCGAAUCAUAGACGAUAUCCCGUUUGAGGAUGAUCACGUGCGGUUGAGCGUGCCGAGGAUUGAGAGAGAGAUAGCGGCGGAGGAGAACGCGGGAGAGGUGUCGUGGGGCGCGGCGGCGCGACGGGGAUGGUUCGCGCCGGAGCCGAGCGGAACGCCCGUCGCGGCGCUGGGGAAGCAUCGAAAGCAUCGGUACGACGACGAUGACGACGAGUACAGAAGUGCGAAUGGAUUAGGGUUUGAACUCCCGGCGUUCGACGACGACGCGGAAGACGUGAAGAAGCGGCACGCGCGAGAGACGAAGGAAAUGCUGAGUGCGCACGAGCGUAGCGGUGAGGCGCUUCGACGACUCGCCGACGAGUCAAACAUCUUCGCGAAGGACGCAAAGUUGGGGAAGAAGAGCGUUGAAAAGGAUCUUUUCGACCAGCUUAGCAAGAAGUCAUCUAGCCUCAUCCAGAACUCGGAAACGUCCCAUAAGGUGGAGAAGGAGUUGAAGAAGGAGUUGAAGAAAUCGGUGCCCUCUGGAAACGAGACGACGCUCGCAACCGAUGAUGAUGACGCAGCGCUCGCUGAGAUCGAAAAACGCACGGGUGGCUCAAGCUUUGUACCAUCAGAGACGACCACGCUGACGUCUACACUGCCCAUCGCGUCGACGAAUGCGUCAAGCGACGCGGCGCAAUGGAAGGCAACCUCGGUUGUUUCAAACGCCACGUCUUUGAUGGGCAAUCACAUUUUGGCCGAAGGGAUUAGUACCGAUGCGAUCGAUGCGACAAAGAGUACGCCACCGCCGGUGAUGAACGUCGAGCAGAAGACAUCGAUCGAAGAUGUGACGCCGAAGAAAACAAUUGACACCACGAAGGAUUUAGAUUUGUACAGCAACGCUGUACACGGCGACCAAGAGCAGACGGAGACUUCGUGGGCGCGCAAGGGGCUCAGGCCGGCAGACGAGAACGUGUUGACGGCUGAGAACAUCAAACGGAACGAAAACACCGACGACGAAGCUCUCACGUUGGAUUUCUUGAAUCGAUUUCCCGUGCGUUUGCCACAGUCUGAACGCGAGACACAAAACUGGAAGUCGUACAAGUCUUCGCACAAGGCGAUCGAAGAAGAAAGACAAGAGGAAGAGAAGGAGAACGGUGAGACCGUUCAGCGUGUGGCCGCCGCGGCUGUCGAGAUCGUUCGUCAAGAGAGGGAGGUGGAAAAACAAAGACACGAGAAGUGGAAGAGCAUCUUCUCUUCAAUUUACUUUGUGGGUCCGAUUGGCUUGCUGAUGUUUGUCAGCAUCUUCUACGCCUUUGUCGUGCUCGUUGCGAAAAAGAGCGCGAAGUCCUCGAAGUCCUCUCCUGAUAAUGAUGAUGAUAACGAGACCUUCAAGAAUUUUGUCGACGAUGCUGUUGCGCCGCAGCCGUCAAAGAGAAACAGUGCGAAGCGCGGUCGCAGUCAAAGUGCUGGCUUUACAUCAACUGUUUUCGGUUUCAUGCAGCCGAAGGUUGUCGAUGUGGAUACGGACGCGACUCUUAGCGCGAGCGUGAGCGCGAGCGAUCUCUCAAUGUCCAUGCCGGCACAUGUGAGGCGUGAAGUGUCUUCGCCCGAGCGAGUCCGCGAGCCGCACUCGUCGGGGCACAUGACGCCUAUCGAAACCACUCUUGAUCCGACGCCGACGGGGUCGCCCGCUCGCUUAAACCGACCGGCGCAUUAUUUGAAUGUGCAACUCAUGCAUAAACUCGCGUCGCUCGAUGAAAGGAGGGUGCUGUCAACGAGUUCUGUAGAGCUCGAGGAUUCCAGGGAGCAAAGUCCGCGCGCGCCGACGACGCCACCCAGACCCGUGGAGAAGACGGAGGCCAAACCACCCGCACCCGCGGUUCAGAUGGCCCCGCCACCCCGAUUGCAGCGUCCAUCAUUCCCUUCGCGCGCAGAGAAUGCGAGCAUAGCUCCUCGCCGAUCGGGCGAUGGUCCUCAGAUAGUCCGCUCUACCACGACGAAAUUCUAUAAGUGA
Molecule: messenger RNA, 2175 nt
Organism: Ostreococcus tauri
Lineage: Eukaryota; Viridiplantae; Chlorophyta; Mamiellophyceae; Mamiellales; Bathycoccaceae
Product: unnamed product
Exons: 1
Coding region: 1-2175 (724 amino acids)
Source: RefSeq, a predicted model, not a curated record